Messenger RNA from Cloeon dipterum, 1664 nucleotides. Its product is annotated as leucine-rich repeat-containing protein 15-like. Gene Ontology annotation, molecular function: protein binding. The transcript is spliced from 12 exons. The record is from RefSeq and is a predicted model, not a curated record. Lineage: Eukaryota; Metazoa; Arthropoda; Insecta; Ephemeroptera; Baetidae. Gene Ontology annotation, cellular component: plasma membrane. The coding region runs from base 6 to 1610 and encodes 534 amino acids.
GAGAGAUGAAGCGUCCGCUGUUGCUUUUGCUUUUGCUGCUGCUGCUGCGCCAAGUGCAUCCGUUCAAACAACCUAACGAGUUUGCCAACUUUUUCCAGCAUGACCAAGACGAAGACGAGAAGGAAAAUAAGUUGAUUACUCUUGAAAGCGAUCUCAAAAGUCUAGAUCGACUUGUACGGUCUCUGGAGAAGAGAAUUAAAUCACUAGAGCAGCCAGUUUGGCCGGUGGCUCACGGUGAGUUGAGGUGGACGCAAUGCACCGAAGGACCAUGCAGGUGUCGUCCCGAGACCAAAAGCCUGAGCUGCUGGAAAAUGGCUUUUUCCGAGCUGCCUACUGCCCAAAGUUUGCCGAGAGACACCAAAGUUAUGUGCGAUCUAGGAUUGAAUAGGUUGGCUGGAAUACACAAGAACGCAUUCCAGGGCUUGACGCAUCUCGCGGAGCUGGAUUUGGUUGAUAACCAAAUAGAUCAUCUCCCCAGCGUCUUGUUCGCUGAUUUGGAAAGUUUGAGGAAUUUGCGGCUGCACAUGAAUCGGCUGGAGGAACUUCCCGACAGGCUCUUGCUUCGGUUAAUCAAUUUAGCCACUCUUGACCUGUCCUCCAACUUGCUGAACCAUCUCACCGAACACCAGUUCGAGGGACUAACGCGGCUCAUCGUGUUGCACAUUUCCGGGAACAAACUUUCCACCCUACCCGAGAGUAUUUUUAAGGGACUAAAAAUGCUGGAAGACCUUGACCUUUCCAAGAACGAAAUCAUCUCGUUGCCGGAGAAAACUUUCCUUGGUCUUAACAACUUGAAAAUUCUUCGGCUGAAUAACAACCAAUUGAAGAUGUUGCCCGCGAAAAUCUUCACGGGCUUGAGUUCUCUCCACCACGUCGAUUUACACCGCAAUCAUUUGACCGUGCUGCCCGCUGAUAUUUUGGCACCGCUCGUCCAUCUCCAAAUUCUUGACUUUUCUUCCAACUGGCUCACAACGAUAAAAGAGGUAGACUUUUAUCUACUUGAAAAUCUUCGCGAGCUGCAUUUAGGUCAGAAUCAACUGGACGAGAUCCCGGAUGGUGCGUUCGACAACAUGAUUUCUCUCGAGAAGCUUUUCCUCUUUUCCAACAAUCUCGAGAGGAUUGACGGCGCCGCAUUGACAGGUCUGCGAAAUUUGAGCUCGCUUAUGCUGAACAAUAAUUUGCUGAAAGACGUGAAGACGAACGCCUUUAUGCACGUCCCCAACCUGCGAAAAUUACAACUUGAUAGCAACAAGCUCCGCUUCUUGUCGGCCAACUGCUUCGAGCCGCUGACGAAACUUGUGACGGUCAAAUUGGCCAAGAAUCCGUGGCACUGCGACUGCAACAUUCUCUAUUUGGCUAAUUGGUUGCGUGCAAAUAACCGAAAAGUCUGGGACACAAGCCCGACCUGCCGAGGACCUGGUGACCUUGGUGGCAGGACGAUUGAGGAUAUGACCUUUGACGACCUCUGCGAUGGUCAGUGGGCCAGCAUGACCAAGUUUUACCACCGCUUGCCAAUUAACAAGCACGAAGAGUACAUAAUGAUUCAAUCAAAGAAGCAGAAAAUCAAAGAAGAGCAGGCUACUCAUGCCUUGACGCUCCACAGAUGGUGACAAAGUCUGUAUAAUCAAUCAUACAUUUAUUUGACCAAUAAAUAAGUAGUAAAU